This is a messenger RNA of Propithecus coquereli (Coquerel's sifaka), 1777 nucleotides long. RefSeq names its product mitochondrial ribosomal protein L49 (gene MRPL49). The transcript is spliced from 4 exons. Gene Ontology annotation, biological process: translation. NCBI's taxonomy places the organism in Eukaryota, Metazoa, Chordata, Mammalia, Primates, Indriidae. Bases 61 to 561 code for a protein of 166 amino acids. Gene Ontology annotation, molecular function: structural constituent of ribosome. Gene Ontology annotation, cellular component: mitochondrial large ribosomal subunit; ribosome. The record is from RefSeq and is a predicted model, not a curated record.
GGGGCGGGAAACCAGGCCGGUUGCGCGCGCAGUAGGCCAGCGUAGGCCGGGCAUUCCAAGAUGGCAGCUACCAUGUUGCGGGUUACCUUGCGCAGCUGGCUACCCAGCGUCCACCGGGGUUGCGGGCUACGGCUGCUGAGCCAGACCCAGGGGCCUCCAGAUUACCCCAGCUUUGUGGAGUCCGUGGAUGAAUACCAGUUUGUGGAGCGCCUGUUACCCCCCACCAGCAUCCCCAAACCCCCAAAGCAUGAACAUUAUCCCACCCCCAGUGGCUGGCAGCCUCCCAGAGACCCACCACCCAACCUGCCCUACUUUGUGCGGCGCUCUCGGAUGCAUAACAUCCCUGUCUACAAGGACAUCACACACGGCAACCGCCUGAUGACUGUGAUCCGGAAGGUGGAGGGGGACAUCUGGGCCCUGCAGAAAGAUGUAGAAGAGUUUCUGAGCCCACUGCUGGGGAAGACACCCAUCACACAGGUCAAUGAGGUGACAGGUACCCUGCGGAUUAAGGGCUACUUUGACCAGCAGCUGAAAGCCUGGCUCCUGGAGAAGGGCUUCUGAGGCCCAGCUGAGCAGCUUGCAUGAUAGCGUCACAACAGACUAUAGUCCGGGGGACCUCAAGAGGAGGGAUGUGGGUGUUGGAGCCCCUGGGACAGGGAUACAGAGAGGGCUAAGGGCUUGGGCAGUGCAGAGUGCCAGGCCUUUCUUGCAUAAAGGAGAAAUGGGACUCUACGCACAGGUGUCAGCGCUGGGGGAGAGCUACCUAACACUGGAGACCAACCAGGAACACCCAAGCUAGUGGGGAAUGUUGGCUGCUGUCCUCCCACACUUUGGUUUCCUGUAUUGGGGUUCCUUGGGCUCAGCUAUUCAGAUUCAAGGGGUUAUUAUCUGGUGGAAACAGCCCAACCUAAUUUAGGGGAGGGUAGCACAGGGCAGACCCACUGGCACGUUCCUUCCUUCGCCCUUUAGGGCUCACUGCUGCAAACAUCCCCGAGCCCUUGCUCUAGGCCAGACUUGGUAUAGGCUAUGGAGAUCACAGAUUUCUCAGGCGUGGGUCCUGGAGGCCUUAAGUUCCAAGUGCAGUGCUGAGCACCGGGGGCACAGAGUGUCCAUGUCAGCUCCUGGGCUCUUUCUAUCUGAUAGAGGUGGGAGGCCCUUUCUGGGUCCCUGUUCCAUUCCAGAUCAGACUUGGGCCUGACAGCAUUUCCAGCUCCUGGAUAUUAAGUGAUUAGCUCUGGCUGGUCCAACCACCAGAGAGUGCCCGGGACCUCCUUGCAGCCCAGCACAGGGCCAUCCCCAGCCCGCUGACCCGGAAUCAAGGGUAGCCUUUUGUCCUGCCAUCCCAUCCCACCCAACUAGCCUUCACACGUGCCCCAUCCUUGGAGUCUCAGGAUAAAGGCCUGGGUCCCACCCCAUGGCAGCAUCAAACUGGGUAAGACAGCUUUCAGAUCCUGGCUCUCCUACUUGGUCUCUUAUCUAAGGUACUGUAUUGAACUUCUCUGGGGCUCAAUUUUUCCAUAUGUAAAAUGGGCACAUCUUCCUAAUCGGCUCAUGGUCAACAGUGUCCCAAGGGUAGUGCUGGCUUACAUGAAACCCUCACCCCUGGAGAUUCCAGGCUAUUCUCAAGUCUACAGCCUCAGCAAGGAAAUGGAGUCCGACACACUGAUCCUAUGAUACAAGCCCCACCAAUCGUUAAUGCAAGUUUUUAUUUGGCGGUAUAUACAAUUUAAGCUAUUAAAAUUUGUACAAUAUUUACAAAUUAAAUAAUCAUCUGAAA